This is a messenger RNA of Scatophagus argus, 1325 nucleotides long. RefSeq lists its product as uncharacterized. Bases 211 to 822 code for a protein of 203 amino acids. The record is from RefSeq and is a predicted model, not a curated record. The transcript has 5 exons. NCBI's taxonomy places the organism in Eukaryota, Metazoa, Chordata, Actinopteri, Scatophagidae.
UGGUGAUCAGCUGUUGAUAUUUAAAGAGCUUAAGAUGUACUUUGUAUUUUAGUUACUUUCCAGCACUUUCUGUAUGGACAUAUUUUCAGUGUAGUCCCCCAGAAUCUGUCUGACAACGCAGAGUGUUGAUGAAGUUCAUGUUUUACAGACUAAUUAAGAAAUGCUUCAAAGCCUGCUGUCCAAGACAAGAAACCUCUGACUGAAGUGAGGAUGGAAGGUCACCAGGGGUCAGCUCAUCAUAGCUGGCACUGUCAGAAUAAAGUGAGGACGUCCAGACUGAGGCUUCUGCAUGAGAGCACCUUGAACCUGGGUGACACAGCACCCUGCUACACCACCACCCACCACCAGGUCUCUAGUUAUUCUGGGCGAUCGGCUGACGGACGUCCUCUCAUCUUCCAUCUCAGAGACCCCAGCGUCCCUUCACAGCAUCAGACUGGGCUGGACCUCAGUGACAUCACUGCGCCGCCGCUGUGUCCGCUGCAGUCACACACUAAGGAGCUGCACGGGCCCAAACACGUCGCUAAGAGGACUGACCCGAAGGAGGAAAACUGGGCUCGGUAUCGCAGCGGCCGGGCCAUCAGAGAGCUCACCAGCCCACAGGAUGCAUCUGGGUACCAGAGCAUCUACAAAGCAGAGCACACACUCCCAGUGCCCGCCGGCUCACCACAGCUGGCUGGUGGCAGACCAACUCAGUGGCACCAACACAACAUACUGACAGGUGAGCUGAGGCAGGCGGCUGGUCCACGGACACGGUCCGGAGAUGAACCGCUGAGGGCGGCGAGGCGUUGGGAGACGGACUGCUGUGCACUCAGACUCUACUGACACUCUUUACACACUGCACUGACUGACAGGAAAUGACAUCACAGCACUUACAGUGAUUAAACAUUAUAGACAUCCAUGACCUCAGUCUGGUUUGAUGAUGAACACUAAUGAAGCUAAAAGCAGCUCAUCUGGAAAAUUCCAUUAAUGUCUGACUUCCAUGAAAGAACUUUAUUUAUUUUCUGGUGAAUCAGUCAGUUUCACCUGCAGUUUGUGCAUUAAAUUUCCUGAGCACAUUCCUGCUCUCCAGAGAACAAACCUUUUAAUUAAAUCAAUAACCUCAAGGCCACUCAGGACAAACUACAUUUACUGCUACAUUCAUCCAGUUCAAACAGACAAAUCAACAGAAAGCCAGUGGAAAUUCAUUUGGAUCAAACUUUAUUCAUUUUCAUAAAGGUCUCCAGUAAAGACAGAUGAAAUGUGUUGAAGACGGCGACCAGACCAGAAACAGAGGGACUGAGGAGGAAAGAACACAUAAAUAAGAACAGCAAACAAGUUGACUGACA